UAUCAUCUAUGGACUUGGAAAAAACAGUACUCAACAUUCUAACCGGCCGAUGGAUCGAUCCAAACAGAAAGCUAUUCCAGAAGUUGAUUCGUGAAGGCUAUAAAUAUGUUGAUAGACUCUCAGAUUAUUUAGAAGACAUUGGAAUUAUAUAUGUAGGUGAAUUUGAGCUGGAUCCCUUAGCCGACUUCUACCACCCAGCUCUAAUUCCGCCUUUAUCAAUCUUAGCGAGUAGAGCGGAUAUUUGUAAAAACUUUCCUAUUAGUGUAGAAUCUGCUGUUGUAGGAGGAAUGAGUUUAUUCAUCCUUGAAAAAAAUAAACGAUCUACUCUUCAGAAUCUAAUACAAAUGAACUAUUCCAGUGACAACUUAACUACGUUAAUAGGAAUAACUUGGGAGCAAGAAGAGACGAAAGCUUGGAGGGAUGACGUACUUAAAAAAUUCCUCCAUCACCCAAAUUUAGUACUUUCAAGAUAUAAACCGAAUGCAUUAUAUGACACAUUCACAAAAGCAGAUGUUUUAGAGUCAGAGCAUGUAUUAGCUUUGUCACAGCUACUCGGUUAA
Messenger RNA from Rhizophagus irregularis DAOM 181602=DAOM 197198, 560 nucleotides. RefSeq lists its product as uncharacterized. NCBI's taxonomy places the organism in Eukaryota, Fungi, Glomeromycota, Glomeromycetes, Glomerales, Glomeraceae. The record is from RefSeq and is a predicted model, not a curated record.